This is a messenger RNA of Nomia melanderi (Alkali bee), 3445 nucleotides long. RefSeq names its product glucose dehydrogenase [FAD, quinone]-like. Gene Ontology annotation, molecular function: flavin adenine dinucleotide binding; oxidoreductase activity, acting on CH-OH group of donors. Lineage: Eukaryota; Metazoa; Arthropoda; Insecta; Hymenoptera; Halictidae. The record is from RefSeq and is a predicted model, not a curated record.
GAAUACACUCACUUAUCGAAUUAGUAUUUGCAUGGGUGGGUGGGCUACGAUAUAUAAUGGAAAUCUUUCAUACUUCUGAAAGUUGUCUCUGAUGUGGGAGAAUUGGUAGCAUUCAGACGUGACAGCCAUAAAAGAAAAUGGAAAUAGCUACACCAUCGCCAACUAUGGCAUCGAACAUCAGCACUCUGUCCAUCCUGAAUUUGCUAAUCCAAAUGUACCGACCGGAUAUCACCGACUCCGAGGACAGAGUGAAGUCGGAACCUCUGACCGCAUUACGAGCUCGUUACGAUUACAUAGUAGUCGGUGGUGGGUCAGCUGGCUCGGUUGUUGCUAAUCGUUUAUCGGAAAAUCCUAAAUGGAGUGUGCUUCUACUGGAAGCUGGCCACGAUGAGCUACCUGUAUCCGACGUACCUAUAUUGUGGCCAGACCUUCUAGGCAGAGAAGACGUGCUAUGGAACUAUAAAACCGAGCCGUCCGACAGAUACUGUCUAGGUAUGAACAACCAUCAGUGCAGCUUUCCACGUGGCAAGGUUCUCGGGGGAAGCAGCGUGUCGAACGCGAUGCUGCACGUUCGCGGAAAUAAGAAUGACUUCGACCGCUGGGCAAGCUUAGGUAAUCCGGGUUGGGAUUACGAGAGUGUAUUACCUUACUUUAAAAAGCCGGAGGACAUGAAGAUCGCGAAUCUCGCGGAUUCGCCGUAUCACUCCACCGGAGGCUACCAAACUAUCGACCACUUUAGAUUCCGCACUGCCAUAUCAGAUUAUCUGCUAAAGGCGGGUAUAGAAUUGGGGUACAACCUGACGGAUUAUAAUGGUGAACGACAAACCGGAAGCUCCAUUUCGCAAGGUGCAAUUAGAAAUGGACUGCGUUGCAGUACAGCAAAGGCCUUCAUUCGAUCGGCCUCGAAAAGGCCGAAUCUGCACGUCAGCCUGAAUUCGACUGUGGAGAAGAUCCUGAUACGCAAAGAUGGGGACACGAACAGAGCGUACGCGGUUCAAUUUCGAGUGGGAGAUACCGUUCGUACUGUAUCGGCGCGUUACGAGAUCAUUUUGUCUGCCGGUCCGAUAGGAUCGCCGCAGUUGUUGAUGCUGUCUGGUAUCGGUCCCAGGAAGCACCUAGAAGAAUUGAAUGUCCCCGUGGUACACGAUUCACCGGGCGUGGGUGAAAAUCUUCAGGACCACGUAUCGAUCGGCGGUUUGUUCUACUUAGUAGAUCCACCAAAGGAUUACAGGGGCACCUGGCCCUUUUCUUCCAUUGAAGAAAAAGGACCUAUCUCUGACACAAUGGUCGUUGACUUUGUUUUCCGCGACAACGGCCCCCUGUAUACGCAAAUGAUGUCCGAAAAUAUAAUGUUUGUCAAUACCAAGUAUGCAAACAAAUCGAUAGACUGGCCAGACAUAGAGUUUAUGGUAUCAACUCUGCCCGACAAUGCGUAUGGUGGCCAAAAUCUGAAAGUGGGUGUCAAUCUGAGAGACGAUUUCUACAAUGAUCUUACCAAAAAUGUUCAGGAAAAACCGGCGUACGCGAUUCUUCCGCUCCUGUUGAGACCAAAAAGCAGAGGAUACAUUAGGUUACGCUCGAACGAUCAACGCGUGCAUCCCAUCAUCGUUCCCAACUACUACAGUGAUCCGCAGGAUCUCGAUGUCAUCGCUCAAGCAGCGCAGAUCAUUCGUCAAUUUAGCAAGAGCCCAACAAUGAGGAAACUGAACGCUCGACCGAAUCCAAACCACAUCUCGGCAUGCGCUUCGCACCUGUUCCUAUCAGACGAUUAUUUUAAGUGUCUCGCCCAACAGUACUCGAUGACGAUCUACCACUUGUGCGGGACGUGCAAGAUGGGUCCGGCGAGCGACCCAAUGGCUGUCGUGGACGACAGACUGAGGGUGAGAGGAGUUGAACGAUUACGAGUCAUCGACGCGUCGAUUAUGCCGCUUAUCACUUCCGGAAACACGAACUCGCCGACUGUCAUGAUAGCUGAGAAGGGUUCGGACAUGAUUAAAGAAGAUCGCGAAGGGAAAAGGUAGACAACAGUCAUUCAUUUUUCAGCGAAAUCGAAUCGGAAGGUCAUUCUACAAGAAUGUAUUAUUGUACUGAAUUUAAUGUGUCAUUUGUAAUUAUAAGUGAUUUUAUAUUGUUCGUACAUAUAAAUAAACGUAAUAACAUUUUGACACCGAUUACUGUUGAAUUGUAAAAUAGGGAUAACCACGAGAAAAGCAAGAGAAACAUGUGGUCGCGUGAGUGUUGAGAUGACGCUCGCGAUGAUUAUUAGGAUAAUAUCUAUAGUCGCAAGAGUGAUGGUUCCUUUGAACUUGUUUGCAUCACUGCGCAUUACAUAAUCGUAAAAAAACUGAUGAAUGAUUGAGAAGUUAGAUGUCAGAUCAGACCCACAAGAUAUAGAAAAACGCAACAGCAUUCUCCUGAAACGUUCGAUGCACGUUGCGGCAGUCGUCAUCGUCGUCGAUGAUACACGCGAGUUUAACGUUUCUGCAGCUUCACUGAAAAUUCUUUAUGGUGCAUCGAAAUGAAAAUUGACAUUAACACGGGGGUCACCGGUGACCCCAACCAAAUCGAAUUACAGUUCACUAGCUCAAAAGAUGAUUAUUUGGCAGUACUUCCAUAUUAUAAUGUUACCUAAGUCAAUGGGAAUUUUGCGACAGCCUCUUUAUCUCAAUGUCCAUCAAACGAUAUUAACACGGUGAAUACCAUGGGGGUCACCGGUGACCCCAGCCAAAUCGAAUUACAGUUCAAUCGCUUGAAAGAUGAUUAUUUGGCAAUACUUCCAUAUUAUAAUGUUACCUAAGUCAAUGGAAAUUUCGCGACAGCCUCUUUAUCUCAAUGUCCAUCAAACCGAAAGUGUUUAAUCACGUUACGCGGAAGUGCGAUCAUUUCUGUUCACGUUAUACAAUGAGUCAGCUGUUUCGCAUUUCGCUUAACGUAUGCAAAUACUACUGUUAACAAUGUAUCGCAUUUUAAACACAAACGAAUCGUUAUCUCCGUAGUUCAGCCGAUUUAGACCCAUCGCAAACGAACGGUGCGCAAAAGGAACGUCACAGCGACGAUUGUGUUGGAGUUACAAACGAACAAAGUUCUUCUAUCUCGAGCGAAAGAGGAUGAGAGAACCUUUCGUCUCUGUCGUUCCAAAGCAAUCAUCGCUUAGAAAUUUUCCCGCCAAUCGCUUGUUCACAUUUGGAUUAAAUAUGAAUUACAAGGUUAUCGAGUAGGAGCCUACUUUUAUACUUUUAUCAAUCAUUUAUUAUUGUAUGUAUCGUUACGUGUAUUAUUACGUAUAUGUAUUAAGAUAUAUUUAUUCGCUUAAUUAAUUAUUCUACGGCACUCGUGGAGUGCACACUUCUUCAUAUUUAGUAGCAUUAUUGAUGAUAUAUUUGAAUGCACGGAAUGGACAAAAUAUGAUAUUAAAUGAUUUGAUUGAAUCCCGUUAUUUUUGUUG